CGCCUGUAUAAAAUGAGAAGUUCGCGUAAAACAAAAUACAGAUGGAGAAGGCUAGCUGGCUCGCUGUGUCACAGAAAGUCCCCUUAAGCCGACGCGACAACUCACAUACUGUCCCUUUGUGACCAGCUUAAUCCGCAGAAUGCCCGGUCUCUGCGUGCUCUGUCUCGCCGCCGCACUGGCUGCGUUCAGCGGGCUCGCCGGCACCGUGGGGCCGGUGGUCCGAUGCGAGCCUUGCGACGCCGGGGCGCUCCUGCAGUGCAAGCCGCUGCCGAAGGACUGCGCCGAGCGCGUGAGGGAGCCCGGCUGUGGCUGCUGCAUGACGUGCGCUCUCGGCGAGGGACUGGCGUGUGGAGUGUACACGGCGCGCUGUGGCUCCAGCUUGACCUGCCAGCACCAGCCGGGGGAGAGCCGACCCCUGCAAGCUCUGUUGGAGGGACGGGGAGUGUGCUCCGGCACCGCGUCCAAAAAACUCAACGGCAUUCUCAUACCGGUGCCAAAACAAGAGAACACUGGACAUCAGGUAGAAGGCUGUGCCAACGUGACCGCGACGGUGCCAGUGUUGUCCGGUGUGACGACCGUGAAGAGCGGGCUCAAUCGGGGGUCGAUGGACACCAGGCCUCCUCUGCACAACAAGCUGAUCCAGAAAGAUCAGAACAGGAAGACCCAGAGCUACAAGGUGGAAUCGGUGUCAGGAGGAGCCAAUAUGGACAUGCACAACUUCUCCCUGGAGAACAAGAGGGAGAUUGAGUAUGGCCCGUGUCGGCGGGAGAUGGAGAGCAUCCUGAGCGGACUUAAAAUCAGCAAUGUGCUCAAUCCGAGGGGCUUCCGCAUACCCAACUGUGACAGAAAGGGCUUCUACAAGAAAAAACAGUGCCGUCCAUCCAAAGGCAGGAGGCGGGGCUACUGCUGGUGCGUGGACAAAUACGGGCAGCCUCUGCCCGGCUACGACGGCAAGGAGCGGGGCGAGACGCAGUGCUACAACCUGGAGAGCAAAUGAGGGGACGAAGGGAUGACGAGUGGAUGGAGAGAGGAAGACAGAGGAUGGGGCGGGGGAAGAAGGUAGAAAGACAGAGAGAGAGACUACUUUGCCCUUGCAUGUAGUUUUAUGUAAACAUUUGAAGGGGCUCUGGGCCUUUUAUUUCAGGUCUGAUUUCUGUGGGAGAGUUCGGUAGAGAGCAAUGGGGAGGGGAGGGAAAAGGGGUGGAGCACAGCCUCGGCGGCCGGCCGAGUCUCCUGUCCAUCACAGCUAUCUGUCCUGUGCUUAGGGAACCUUUAUCCUUUCUUUGAAACAAAACAAAAAAAAAACAAUUAAGCUGAAAGCUGAGAGAGAAGGGGAAGAAAGAGAGAAUCCUACCAUCUGCACUAUUCUUUCAGAGAGAGAGGAAGGAGGGACUUUUCCACUCACUUUAAAGAGGACUUGUUUGUGACUGUGACCCGAAAAAAACAAAACGUACCACCGCCGUUUCUAUUGUGUGUGUCUGUCUGUGAGUGAGUAACCGAGAGUCUGUGUGUGUCUUAAUGUGUGAGCACUUGCAUAACAUACUUGUGCACAGCUGCAUGUCUGUGCAAGAUGGUGCGCUUUCCCAAAAAGUGUUUAUUUGUGUAAAUACUGUAAGUCACUAAGCUCAGUUUAGAGUUAUCAGACUGCCCAUCCCCGGCCCCUGCUCCAUUAAAAACAAUGCAGAAAAAGUAACCGCUCUCUGGCUCAGGGUCCAUUUUGAAUUGAAGGAUUGUGGGAUGGCAGGACUUUGGCUUCUUAUUCAGCUCCAAAGGCCCUCCCUGCUGCCUCUGGCUUGUCCCUCGCCCUGCUAUAGGGCAGGGGAUGGAGGCGAACCAUGCAGUUACAGUGCCUUAAAAACCGACCUUUUCAUGCCUCCCCUCCCCUUCACCCCCUGUAGUCUUCCAAUAAAGGAAUACUUCACUGAAAAUCUACCUUUUGAGUAUCAAAUACUUGGAUGAUCCGGCAAAAACAGCAUAAAAACAUCCAUGGAAACUUAUGAAACCACUCCUCCAGCAAGGUACACUACACGCUGCAGACAUAUGAGGUGGCGUUUACUGAAGGAAUGGAUCGACUGCCGAUUUAGAUGGAAAAUGUGUCAACAUAUGAGCCUUGUUGCAGACUUCUAAUGAGGCGCUGAUGGAAAAGUCUUUCUUCUUUAUUGGUCAGUGCAAAACGACCCCAAAUAACAGCUAAACACAUCAGAUUGGAUAAUGAAGCAAACAUGAAAUGGCAAUUCAGUCAGACUAUCAGGCCUCCGAAAUAUGGCUGAAGGCACAGCUUUCAUUGUCGCUAGAACAGAUAGCUGUUGAUGUCUGCAGUGUAGUUGCGAUUGACAGACAGCUGAAGAGCUAACUGUGCUAGCAACGAAGAGAAGUUAUGUAUUUAGCCAUAAUUUGGUGACGAUACGAAUGUACGGAAAGUGGAGAGGUGGCUAAUGCUGCUGCAGUGGUUUGAGGAGUUACCAUGGACAUUUCUACACUUUUCUAUUACUCUGGGUUUCCAAUAGAGUCCACUGUAACUGCUGUGAAUCUCCAGUAUUGAAAACUCAAAGGAUAGAUUGUUGGUGGAGUGUUAUUAUAAGGCGAUCACAUGCCGCCCUGCAAUCCAGGUUAGUUUAGAUUCGUCUGUCUUCUGUCUCUUUCCCACAACUGUUCCUGUCCACAUCCAUGUCCCUGUUCCACUUGAAUCCUGCUCUCCUGCGUCCUCAUCCCCAUCCUUGUCUGCUCUGGUGCUUGGGUCCUCCAAUCCUACAUGUCUUUACCCCCUGUCUAAAACUUUGUCCUCGUCUGUGUGCCUGAUCCCGUCCCCGUCUCCAACCCACUAAACCGCGCUGUUAGUCCCCACUCCAGCACCCUUCCCAGCCUCUGGUCCUUUUUCCUGUCAGUGGUGCAACCUGGUGUAGCCUUGUUUGAACGGGACAAGCCCGUUGUGACCGGCCUGCCCUGCAGCAGGUGCCAGCUGACCCUAUGCUUCAAGCGCCCAAGCACAAGCACUUAAAGCACUUUAGCUGCGCCGCUACUCAUCAAUGCAUGCAGUUAAAGACAAUUGGACCUAUCUGCAUCUGCAUACCUUUCCUCAGAGAUAAUGUCAGAUGAAACAUUGUGAUACUGUAAGAAAACAAUAAUAACCCAGGGAGGAGGGGGAAAUAAAGAUCGGGGAAAAAACAACGAAGCUACACCAGGACUUCUGACACCAACCUUAGCGAACAGCCCCUCAGAAAUUUUCCAUUCAAUGCAACUGUUUUCUUUUUUGUUGUUGUUUUUCUUUGAAAAAAAUGCUUGUAUGAUCAUAUGCCAACAAAUCUCCACAAGGUGGACACAGCACCAAAUAUGCAUUCACACUAGUGGUAGGGGGUCUGAGGGAGGAGGCGGGGUUCUCCCCGAGGAGCUUCCUGCCCGAUGCUCUCCCACAUCCUGUGUAAAGACUUGAAAAGUGGAGAGAGUGCCGACAAAGAAUGCUUGCCCAGUAGCUUGGUAGCAUGAAAUCGGCUGUACACGUCCUUUAAUAUUGAGCAGCAACUUAUAACCAACCUGUUGGUGCUUUAUCCCAUCUAUUCAAAGACUUGAUGUACGGGGAGGAACAUACAUACAAAUAUGUUUAAGCUAUUCCCUCCCUCAUAUUUGUAAGUGUGUCUUUUUAUAUAUUAUUAUUUCCUGGCCAGCUAUGUGUCUGACUAGACAUCAUGUACAGUACUUAAAAAAUACAAUUAUUUAUCUAAGAAAGAAUUAUAAGCUGAUCCAAACUAGGUUUUCUUAUGAACAAUUCAGUGACUCACCGAUUGCACAGCAAAGUGUAUUUAAUUCAGUGUAUUUUGGGGAAUAUAAUCACUAAUGAAUGUUUUUUUUUUUUUUUUUUUUUAAUGAACCGUUUCCUUCUGUUGCUCAGCUGGGUCAUUUGUAAGCUCCGUGGCCAACAGGCGAGUUUCAGCCUCGGGCAAAAUCUGUGUCAGUCAGGCACUCAGGUCUCUGGUCAUCUUAGUUCACUGCUUCUUAAGGCCGGUGAACCUCUCACCUCUCAAUAAGUCACUUCUCUCCAUGCACACCCAGCCAUCCCGCCUCCGUCUGCAGAGCCAAGGUCACACUUCUGUAAUGUCACUUUUUAUUUUCUAUCAUUCUUUUUUCCCUGCUGGUCAUGCUAAGAAUCUCUCUGUUCACGGGUCAAUGUAUUUUGUUUUUUGUUUCAAGUUUAUCCUUCAAAGAGGAUUUUAUUUUUUUUUAUUAUUCAAACUUUUCAUGAUACUUAUCUAGAAAUCACACCGCUAUUAUUUUCUCUGAGAAAUGAAAUGAUUUUGAUUCAAAAUAUAAUUUGUAUUUAAUG
This is a messenger RNA of Anarrhichthys ocellatus (wolf-eel), 4318 nucleotides long. RefSeq names its product insulin-like growth factor binding protein 3 (gene igfbp3). Gene Ontology annotation, biological process: regulation of insulin-like growth factor receptor signaling pathway. Gene Ontology annotation, cellular component: extracellular region. Gene Ontology annotation, molecular function: insulin-like growth factor I binding; insulin-like growth factor II binding; fibronectin binding. Bases 140 to 997 code for a protein of 285 amino acids. NCBI's taxonomy places the organism in Eukaryota, Metazoa, Chordata, Actinopteri, Perciformes, Anarhichadidae. The transcript has 4 exons. The record is from RefSeq and is a predicted model, not a curated record.